AUGUCCAUUCAAUCCGUCACACCUGUUCCUACGUCACUAUCCUCCUCAUUUUCCCUAAAUCUUCCUCCCGAUCCUAAAAAUUGGUCUUCCACACAUGUUGCAGCUUAUCUUCACCAAUGUUUGCAAUUACAUCCUCCAUCGUUAAUCAAUGAAUUGUUGCAAUUCGUUCAAUCGGAUACCUCACUAACCGGCAGAAGAUUCUUACGGCUCAAAGAUGACCAAUUGAGAAAUUCUGGUUACGAUGCUCAAUGGAUAGAAUUUAUUAUGGUUGGUGUAAAAUCCUUGAGGAGAGAGCAACUAAAAGAAAAGAUAUUACUGAAAGAUGAUGGGAAGUUUAAAGAACUGGAGGAAGGAAGCGGUGAUGAAGAUGAUUUUUCCCCGUCCUUGUCAAAUCCAAACUCUAAUACUUGUUUUAAUGAUAACUCAACGGAAAAAUGUCCAAAAGCAUUCGAGUUUGAGUUUAGUAAAGAAACCAAUAAUACGUCAAGUUUUUCGUCUUUAACGACAAUGUUCUCUCUUAAUCCAGUUAAUUGGAUAUUAUCACGAAAUAAUGCUUCUGAAUGGUUAGAGAAUGAAAUUUCAGGAUGUGAGACAUAUAAAAGCGGAUUUACAUGGGGUUUUGUGCUUGGAGGUGCCAUUGUGUGGGCAUGUAUUAAAGUCACCAAAAGGUGA
Messenger RNA from Acaulospora morrowiae, 672 nucleotides. Lineage: Eukaryota; Fungi; Glomeromycota; Glomeromycetes; Diversisporales; Acaulosporaceae. The record is from the annotation of a GenBank genome assembly.